Peronospora farinosa is the source of this 588-nucleotide messenger RNA. NCBI's taxonomy places the organism in Eukaryota, Oomycota, Peronosporomycetes, Peronosporales, Peronosporaceae. The record is from the annotation of a GenBank genome assembly.
AUGGAUAAAACCCACCUUCAGCCGAAUUAUUACGACGUGUUGGGCGUCGAGCGCUCUGCAUCCACAGACGACAUUAAACUCGCCUAUCGCAAGCUCGUACUGGAGCACCACCCCGAUCGCAAUCACGCCAAGACCAAAAGCUCUGUCCAACAAAACGAUGGAAAUAACACUGCGAUAUUGCACAUAAACGCUGCAUACGAUAUACUAAGUGAUGAGUCAUCUCGUAUCAAGUAUGACGUUGAAAUGUUUGGUGUCUCUUCUGCCCCCACUUACGACCAUCGAAUGGGAGAGAAACCUACUGGCAGUUACAAACCCAUGAAUUCCCAAGAUGUGCACGAGAUGUUUGGCGGAUUAAACACUUAUGCACGUUUUACAACGGCCCAAUUCCAUCGACAACGUUCCCAUGUAGCACCAUCUGCUAUUGGACGAAGAGCGACAAACCUUAUUGAGAGAAAACAAUUUCGUGCUGCCAACUCGAAGUUGCCGACACAAUCUGCAACAUUGGCCUGGCUGGCCUUCCCCAUUGGAUUGGUGGCAUUGUGGGGUAUUAAUUUGAGCACCCUUAAGGAACAGUCGAAGAAGCGCUGA